This is a messenger RNA of Metarhizium brunneum ARSEF 3297, 849 nucleotides long. RefSeq lists its product as uncharacterized. The record is from RefSeq and is a predicted model, not a curated record. NCBI's taxonomy places the organism in Eukaryota, Fungi, Ascomycota, Sordariomycetes, Hypocreales, Clavicipitaceae.
AUGGCUUUAAUCAACCUUUUUCUCGGUCUGCUAGUCAUACCGCCCACUAUUUUCGCCGCCGCUCCAUACGGCAACGUGCUUGCCUCCGAUGUUGCCAGGACAUACAUAGAUGACAUUGAGAAAUACUUCAAAAUCGCCCCCGAUAAUCCUCCCGCGUACAAGUUACGAUACGUCACGGAACCAACAUGCUUUGCGUAUUGGGGCAGCUGUGAUACAACCUACUUCCAUCUCAAAAAUACCUUCGUUAAUGGCACUGCUAAGGCUUUCUAUGUUCCAUACACGGAGUAUGAGAAUGCCAAUGUAUUCAGUGAAAAGAGUCAGAUGACUAUAACCCAGUCCACAGCUAUUGUACUUGGUACCUCCAAGGGAUGGAAUGCUGCCGCAAAGUGGACCGUAUCCGGGGAUGCCAGAGGACAAAAAGCCGCCUUAGAGGUUUCUGGGGGUUAUUCCAGCACGACCACAGGUACCACAACUACAACUAAAACCGUCUCCACCCAUGCAGAGUGUAGAUAUGGUUAUAUCUGCGAAAUUCAGACCUGGACUUUCCACGUCCUGAUUGAUGGAAUGUGCAAGACCAGGCCAUAUCUCAAUUGUGGUAGUGAGAAGGAUGCCUGCAAAAGAAGGGAUCGGAUUCGUUGCAAACAGCAACGAACAUAUAUCGACAAGUUUUGCAACCAUCAUAGACUAUCUACAAUGACUCCCUGCUCUGCAUCAAUGGUAGUUCGGAAUGCGGCGGGUGAGCCUUUUACUACACUGGCUCUUGUUUCUAGCAGAAUCAACUCAGAUGGCAUCCCUGCUACGGCCAAAAGGGACAAUCUUGAGGACCUUAUAGUCGAAAUCCUCAACUAA